AUGGAUGCUUUGGUACAAGCAUCACCUCCCAAUUCUCCCAAAUCCCAUCUCUACUCUCAAAGUUCUCUCAACACCACCACCAAGAACAACAAGGACGAUAUUCAAACAAUUCAAGAACAACAAAAGCUACACCAAGAUUACUCAUCAUCACAAUCACUAGUGAUCAUCAUGAGUAAUAAUUCAAUUAGUGUGCAAGAAGACCAGAAGGCCAAGACGAGCAAGGGAUAUAUGUUUCUUUUGGUGAUCAACUACCUGUUCCUCUUUGUGGGCUCACUCUCUUCAAGUUUACUCUCAAAGUUUUAUUUCAACCAUAAAGGUUCAAGCAGAUGGGUCUCUACAUGGGUCCAAUCCGCUGGUUUUCCCCUCCUUCUCUUCCCCAUUCACCUCCCUUUUUUUGUCUUCAAAUGCACCGAUAGACGUCCCUUUAGUCACUUCACUCCAAGAAUAUUAAUCUUAUCUAUCUUGAUAGGCCUCAUGUUAGGCCUGAACAACCUUCUCUUUUCAUGGGGCAAUUCCUAUCUCCCAGUGUCAACCUCGUCUCUCCUUUUGUCUUCUCAACUCGUAUUCAAUCUUAUUCUCUCAGUUAUCAUAGUAAAGCAAAAGAUCACCUUUCAAAAUAUCAACUGUGUAAUCCUAUUGACCCUAAGUUCAGUCCUUUUGGCUUUAGGCUCGACCCAUGAUAAACCUCCAGGACUAACCCGUGCAAAAUACUUCGUUGGCUUCUUUUCGACAAUAGGAGCUGGAUUGUUAUUUGCCUUAUAUUUACCAGUCAUGGAAAAGAUAUACAAAAGGAUCUACUGUUAUGAGAUGGUGAUGGAAAUGCAGUUAGUGAUGGAGAUUGCAGCCACAGCUCUGGCCACCGUGGGGAUGGCAUCAGACGGUGGUUUUUCAGAGAUGAAGAGAGAGAGCCAAGUCAAAUUUGAUAAAGGACCAGAGAUUUAUUGGAUUACAGUGUUUGCUAACGUGGUUACAUGGCAGCUAUGCUUCAUGGGCACAGCAGGAAUGGUUUUCUUAACAUCAUCACUAACAGGAGGGAUUUGCAUGACUGCCCUUUUGGCCAUGAACGUUUUAGGAGGGGUGUUGGUCUAUGGAGAUGAGUUUGGUGGCGUGAAGGUGGUGUCCACUGUGCUCUGUGGGUGGGGGUUUUGUUCUUAUGUUUAUGGUAUGUAUCUGAAAAUGAAAAAAGAAGAGGAGAUGGGAGAAGAGAUGGAGGAUAAAAAUCAUGGGUUGGAGAUGGCUCAUAAUGCUGUAGCAGCCAACAAUGUUUGA
This is a messenger RNA of Dovyalis caffra, 1269 nucleotides long. NCBI's taxonomy places the organism in Eukaryota, Viridiplantae, Streptophyta, Magnoliopsida, Malpighiales, Salicaceae. The record is from the annotation of a GenBank genome assembly.